AUGAGGGGCGCAGGACCAAGGAAGGUCCCAAGGUCACCCUACAAGGUGCUGGAUGCGCCCGCUUUGCAGGACGACUUCAACCUCAACCUCAUCGAUUGGUCUUCACAUAAUGUCCUCGUUGUUGGGUUGGGCAAUUGCGUUUACUUGUGGAAUGCAUGCAGCAGCAAGGUCACCAAGCUUUGUGAUUUGGGGGUGGAUGACAAUGUUUGUUCUGUGGGGUGGGCGCAGCAUGGCAUUCACCUAGCUGUAGGCACAAAUCAAGGAAAAGUUCAGGAUGCAACUCGUUGUAAAAGAAUAAGAACAAUGGAAAGCCAUCGCAUGCGUGUAGGUGCUCUUGCAUGGAGUUCUUCAUUUCUUUCUUCUAGAAGCCGUGACAAGAGCAUCCUCCACCAUGAUAUCCAUGCUCAAGAAGAUUAUGUUAGCAAGCUUACCGGGCAUAAAUCUGAGGUUUGUGGACUCAUGUGGUCUUACGACAAUCGUCAGCUUGCAUCAGGUGGCAAUGAUAACAGACUUUUUGUUUGGAAUCCACAUUCAGUACAACCAGUACUGAGCACACAGCAGCUGUCAAAGCUAUUGCCUGGUCACCUCAUCUCCAUGGCCUGCUUGCAUCUGAUGGAGGAACCACAGAUAGAUGCAUACGAUUUUGGAAUACGACCACAAAUACACACUUGA
Miscanthus lutarioriparius is the source of this 672-nucleotide messenger RNA. The record is from the annotation of a GenBank genome assembly. Lineage: Eukaryota; Viridiplantae; Streptophyta; Magnoliopsida; Poales; Poaceae.